AUGAAAGAAGUAGUUAAGUUUGCAAUAAAGAACGAUUUCACCAGCAUUCUGCUGGUGACUGAGGGCUCAAAUAAAAUGCCUAAUGGCUUAUUUAUAUGUUCCUUACCAGAGGGGCCUACUACAUUUUUUAAGCUGACAAGCAUUAAGUUCGCCUCUGAAAUGAAAGGCGGUGGAGUGCUCGUAGCAACAAAGCCGGAAAUAGUAUUGAAUUCAUUCAACACGAGGCUCGGUAGAAGAAUCGGAAGACAAAUCGCAUCACUAUUUAGUCUGGUAAGUGGACAGCAGAUAACAAAUGCGUAUCAGAGCCCGGAGUUUGAAGGGCGGAGAGUAAUCACAUUCCACAAUCAGAGGGACAUGAUCUUCUUCAGACAUCACAGAUACGUUUUCCGCAAUGAAAAAAAGUGCUCCCUAAAGGAGAUUGGACCCAGAUUUACCAUGAAAGUGUACUACGUACAAGACGGGCUCUUUGACCUGGACGGCGGACUCUACGAGUUCAUAUGGAGGCCUGAUUUGCAGGUCGAUCGCAAGCGUUUCUUCAUUUAA
This is a messenger RNA of Theileria orientalis strain Shintoku, 543 nucleotides long. Its product is annotated as RNA processing factor. Gene Ontology annotation, molecular function: rRNA primary transcript binding. Gene Ontology annotation, biological process: maturation of 5.8S rRNA; maturation of LSU-rRNA. The record is from RefSeq and is a predicted model, not a curated record. Bases 1 to 543 code for a protein of 180 amino acids. Gene Ontology annotation, cellular component: preribosome, large subunit precursor; nucleolus. The transcript is spliced from 4 exons. Lineage: Eukaryota; Apicomplexa; Aconoidasida; Piroplasmida; Theileriidae.